CUCAGAACCAUCUCAUCCUCACACACACUGAGAAUAAUUAGAUACUAUAAGUCUUCAGUAGGUCAUUAGAACUAUCACUUAAAAUGGAGUUCUGCUUUGGAUUAUUUCAGACACGUGGAUCCAAGAUCUCAUGGACCAGCCAGAUGCUUCUUUGUUCAAUGCUGUGCAUGUGGACUACUGUGGAGAGCUGGUCUUACUUCUACUCCAACACCACUAUGGAUUGGGAGCAAGCUAGAUCCUGGUGCAGGGAGAACUACACGGACAUGGUGGCCAUCCAGAACCAGGACGAGAUCGGGCAUCUCAACGCCUGGCUGCCCAGGGCACCCACUUACUACUGGAUUGGGAUCCGCAAGAUCGACAAUGUCUGGACCUGGGUGGGCACCAACAAGCCUCUGACAGCAGAAGCAACCAACUGGGCACAGGGUGAACCAAACAACGGCAAGCAGGGGCGUUCCGGGAAGAGGGAGGACUGUGUGGAGAUGUACAUAAAGAGGGAGAAGCAGACAGGCAAGUGGAAUGAUGAGCAGUGCAGCAAACAGAAGACCGCUCUGUGCUACACAGCGGCCUGUAAGAAUGACUCAUGUCGCUAUGGAGACUGCGUGGAAACCAUCAACAGCCACACGUGCGCUUGUUUCGAUGGCUUUUAUGGAGAGAAGUGUGAAGAGGUUGUUAAGUGUGAACAAAUGGAGGUGACUGUCCCUUAUAAAGGAAGUGUCAACUGCACUCACAAGUAUGGAAACUUCUCCUUCAACUCAUCGUGCGAGUAUUCCUGUGAGGAAGGAUACGAGCUGAGUAUGUCGAGACCCCUGAGAUGCACUGGCUCCAAAGAGUGGUCGGAGCAGCCUCCUACAUGUGAAGCCGUCCAGUGUCCGGAGCUGACUCGUCCUGAAGGAGGAUCCAUGAAUUGCUUCACUCCUCUGGGCCACUCGAGGUACCAGUCCACCUGUGUGUUUGCCUGUGACGAGGGCUACAUCCAAGCUGGUUCCUCCUCUGACACUCUGCAAUGUGAGGCAUCAGGACGGUGGAAUGCCUCGCAGCCGUCUUGUGUUGCUGUGCAGUUACCUGCUCGCCCGACGCUGGAGAAUGGCUUUGUCAGCUGUGGACCCACAGAUAUGAAGUUCAUCUACAGAAACACCUGCAGCUUCAGCUGCGGCCCUGGCUACCACCUGGUGGGACUGAACACGGUGACAUACACAUCAGCGGCUGAUUGGGGUGAAAACAUUCCUCGCUGUGAAGCAAUCACAUGUCAGGAUCCAGAGGGAGCUCCUCACCUGAUCACCACGUGCAGCAGCUCUUCCUCUGAGCUGCGGCUAGGCUCCACCUGCAGCUUCGACUGUGGAGCCGGCUUUGUGCUGCAGGGAGCAGACACCGUGCUGUGUUCUGAUGACGGGCGGUGGAGUGGAGCCAUACCUACCUGCAAAGCAAUGGAAUGUCCUGCCCCCGAGAUUCCAACAAGUGGCCGCAUCAGCUGCAGCCUCCCUCUGUCUUCACCUGCUUCUCCCGAGACCCCCCAUCCACUUGGUAUGGUCUGCACUUUUACCUGUGACGAAGGCCACGAGUUGGACGGUGCUCCCAGCAUGGAGUGUGAGGAUCCAGGCCAGUGGACCUCCUCACCACCCACGUGCACAGUUGUUAAGUGUGAACAAAAGGAGGUGACUGUCCCUUAUAAAGGAAGUGUCAACUGCACUCACAAGUACGGAAACUUCUCCUUCGACUCAUCGUGCGAGUAUUCCUGUGAGGAAGGAUACGAGCUGAGUAUGUCGAGACCCCUGAGAUGCACUGGCUCCAAAGAGUGGUCGGAGCAGCCUCCUACAUGUGAAGCCGUCCAGUGUCCGGAGCUGACUCGUCCUGAAGGAGGAUCCAUGAAUUGCUUCACUCCUCUGGGCCACUCGAGGUACCAGUCCACCUGUGUGUUUGCCUGUGACGAGGGCUACGUCCAAGCUGGUUCCUCCUCUGACACUCUGCAAUGUGAGGCAUCAGGACGGUGGAAUGCCUCGCAGCCGUCUUGUGUUGCGAUCACAUGUCAGGAUCCAGAGGGAGCUCCUCACCUGAUCACCACGUGCAGCAGCUCUUCCUCUGAGCUGCGGCUAGGCUCUACCUGCAGCUUCGACUGUGGAGCCGGCUUUGUGCUGCAGGGAGCAGACACCGUGCUGUGUUCUGAUGACGGGCGGUGGAGUGGAGCCAUACCUACCUGCAAAGCAAUGGAAUGUCCUGCCCCCGAGAUUCCAACAAGUGGCCGCAUCAGCUGCAGCCUCCCUCUGUCUUCACCUGCUUCUCCCGAGACCCCCCAUCCACUUGGUAUGGUCUGCACUUUUACCUGUGACGAAGGCCACGAGUUGGAAGGUGCUCCCAGCAUGGAGUGUGAGGAUCCAGGCCAGUGGACCUCCUCACCACCCACGUGCACAGCUCUAAGGUGCCCGUUGCUCGAGGCUCCAGAAAAUGGUGACAUCAACUGCUCAAACAGCGAGCUUGUGUUCAACUCUCAGUGCUCCUUCACGUGCACCCCAGAAUACUCCCUGGAUGGGCAUGAGCUGCUGAACUGUGAUCGCCAUGGCAACUGGACUGGGGAGAGACCCACCUGCCAAGCUUCCCCAUCCAAGAUGAGUGCUAUAACCUCUGGUGUGGCAGCAGGGGGCGCUCUGCUAAGUGGUCUGUUUCUUGUUAUUUGGAUCCUGAAACGACUGAAACAGAAGAAGAAAGACACAUUUGAGCUGAGCAGUAACUCCGACAUAGAGGCCCCUCCCCAGGUCUACAAAAACAGCUUUGACAGUCUCAUAUAGAGAUACACUCAGGAUCUUCAGGGGCAACUAAGGACAACGAUAGGCUGUGUGUCUUUAACUUAUCUGUAUGUGAGUCACCGAACAUAGUAAUGUCCUCAAUGUGAAUCCUCUUUGUUUGUAUAAAGCUUGUUUGAGUUUGAUAACAGGAAAACCCCAGUAUGUCAAAGCUAUCAGUGGUGAGAAGAAAUGUUUUCUUUAGAACUUUGCAUUCAUUUCAAUGAGUUUUGGUAAUGUUGUUCAGACAUGUACAGUAAAUCCUCCCAGGGGGGAUUCUAUAUAGAGCAUAUUGUUCGGCAGCUUUAUGUACAUGAUGGAAAUAUGCUUCUAUUCAUGUUAUUGCAAGUGUUACAUAACAUUGUGAGUGUGGUUGGACUGCUGUGUUAUUGCCGACCCGUGAAUACUUUUCUAUAUUGAUUCCAGUAUUUAUAUACUAUUUAUUUAAUGCAUUUGAACUGUUAAUAAAUAUUUAUGUAUCGACCUUA
Messenger RNA from Hippoglossus stenolepis (Pacific halibut), 3262 nucleotides. It is a transcript of the gene sele, whose product is annotated as selectin E. Gene Ontology annotation, biological process: cell adhesion. Gene Ontology annotation, cellular component: membrane. The record is from RefSeq and is a predicted model, not a curated record. The transcript is spliced from 16 exons. Bases 84 to 2780 code for a protein of 898 amino acids. NCBI's taxonomy places the organism in Eukaryota, Metazoa, Chordata, Actinopteri, Pleuronectiformes, Pleuronectidae.